Messenger RNA from Anguilla rostrata (American eel), 6309 nucleotides. It is a transcript of the gene gask1a, whose product is annotated as golgi associated kinase 1A. NCBI's taxonomy places the organism in Eukaryota, Metazoa, Chordata, Actinopteri, Anguilliformes, Anguillidae. The transcript has 5 exons. The record is from RefSeq and is a predicted model, not a curated record. Gene Ontology annotation, cellular component: Golgi apparatus. Bases 523 to 2682 code for a protein of 719 amino acids.
UGAAAGAACCUUUUCCAAGCGAACAGACUUUACGGGAGGGACGGCUGGUUCUGAUUGACUUCGGGGCUGCGAAAAUAGGAACGUAACUUUUGUAGACUCUUAGCUAAGCUUUAAUGUCGGGAAAUCGUCUCUCAGUUUUCUUUUUACGACUUUUAAAAACGUAAUAUGUAGGCUAUUACCUGAUGAACAUGUACUCUGUUAAAACACUGCAUUGUGUUCUAAUCAGAUUGGCUGCACUUGACUAGUCCCAACGUUGGAAAAGGUGAAGAUACCGGUGGUUCGUGAAAAAUGCAACAGAGAUGUAAAAUUGUUCAAGAAGUUGAAAUGCAUGGAAAACACUGUGGUUUAUCGGAUACUGAGGAUGUACUUCCACCAGGGGAAAUGAGUGGCACGCGAGCUGCCUGAGAAACUGAAUGUGAAUGAUGAUGCGUAACUUAAUAGAGACGACCUCAGUCCGAAAGACCUGUGCGCGCAAAUAGGCCAUAGAGGUUAGCCUAUUCCUGCAGCCUGAAGAGAAAUAUAAUGGCCCUCAGACAUUGGUCGAGGAUGUGCUGCAGGCGGAGGUCAGUUGUGGCCUUUGCCUUCUUCUUCAUCUUGUCCAUUGUGAUGAUCAGUGACCUCCCACCUCUCCCAGAGGAGAACCACAACCUUUCCCAGCGAAGUCUGCGUUCAACUAGGCGGGGCCACCAUUGGGCCCCCUCUGAACCUCUUCAUCCACUGCCUCUGGAUCUACACCAGGGCACCAGGAAAAAACGGCAUGCCAAGGAACCAGCAGAGAGGCAGAAACACCAGCGAGCCAGCAGCAUCCAGCACAGAGGGAGUGGGGUACAUCUUGGGGCAGGGAUGGUUGAGAGCAGAUGGAGUGGGGGCAGUAUCCAGCAAAAGGAGGGUGAAGGUGAGGGAGGAGAUACAGGUAGGGUGCAGAACAGAAGAGGUGCAAUACAGCAUAGAGGAGUGGGUAUUGGAAGCCAGCACAAAGAGGGUAAACAUGGAAGUGGGGUUCAACACCAAGCAGAGGGUGCUCGGAUUAGAGGAAAGCAUAGAGAGGAUGAGGACUUGCACAGAGUCCAGCACAUUAAUGCCGGGGUUCAGCACAACCAUAAGAGACAGGACACUCAUAAAGCUGUCAUGAAGAGUCCAAAGAGCAAUAAUACCACUGGUGUGAGUCAGAGGACCUCUGAGUCCACAUUCCACAGAGAGAAAUGGCCCCACCCGCAGAGAACUGAUACAAGAAGCGGUAGAGACACCAUCAUCCCUAUCCAGCUACCUCCACCCAGACAGCGCUCACAAGGAGCAAACAAAGCAGAGGUGAGGGUCUCCACACAGAACCAUCCUAAAGACCUUGAGUCAUCCAAGCAUGCCAGCUCUCCAGAGAAGCGCAGUGGUGAAGGCCAUGCUGCAAAGGCUGUGAGCCCUCAUCAGGCUGGGAAAGGCAUAGCCCGCAGAGACCCUCGAACACAGGAGAAUCAGGAGGAGAACAUGAAGAGGCAGAGCCCCAGCUUGGUCCGUAUGGAGGGGAACAGGUCCAGCGUGGGGGCUGAGGUGGAGAAGUUAAGCUGGUGUGAGAAGCUGAGUGAGGAGACAUUUACAGACAGGGGGAACAGAAGCAUACGUACCACAGCGCAGCCCCUGCCUUGGCUCUCUGAGGAUGACAUCAGGAAAAUGGAGCUACUGUCCAGCGGCACGGUGGUCAGUAAAGCCAGAGUGCCUUCCCAUGGGCAGGUCCUACAGGUGGGGCUCAGGAACGGGGGCGCCAGCCUCAGCGGUUCAGCUAGCCAACAUGAGAGCCACUGCCAGCAGGGACUCUGUGCCCUGAUCAAGCGUCCGGAUGACUGGUAUGAAGUCUUUGCUUUCCAUCUGGAUCGGGUGCUGGGCCUGAACAGGAGUCUACCUGCAGUGUCGCGCAGUUUCCACAGUGACCUCCUGCCAUACAGGUAUACCAGUGGCUCAGUUCGGCCCGUUGUGUGGUGGGACCCGGACAUCCAGCACCUGGCAGAUGAUGACAAUGAUCAGAACAGCUUCUCUCUCACCUGGCCACAGUACCAGGCCCUGCUGAAGGCCCACUGUGGCAGUAAGGGAGCACCCUCAAAUUCCUCAACCUGCAUAGGUGUUCACCACUCAGAAUGGGGAAGACUGGCAUUGUUUGACUUUCUUCUGCAAGUUAGUGAUCGGCUGGACCGAUAUUGCUGUGGGUUUGAGCCAGACCCCUCUGAGUCCUGUGUGGAGAACCUCCUACAUGUGAAGUGCAGAAGCCCGAAGGACCUGGUGCUUGUGCACAUUCUGAAACUGGGGAUGAAGAGGGAGAGACGGGAUAAUCUUUUCUGCCUCCAAAGCACCCGUGGACAUGCUGGUCAGCCUGUGCGUCUGUCACAGGUGAGGAAGGCUGACCCAUCCAGGCUGGUGUUCAUCGACAACGCCGGCAGGCCCCAGCACCCACAUGACAACCUCAACUUGCGUCUGGUCGAGGGCAUCAAGGAGUUUCCAGAGAAGGCAGUGGCCGUUUUGCAGUCGGGCUGUCUGGAGAGCAUGCUCCUGCGCUCUCUCUACACUGACAGGGAAUUCUGGGAAAGUCGGGGGGGCGUCCUGGGACUUCGACCCCUCAUUCAUGUGCUACAAAAGAGAGGAGAAGUGCUGCUCCGCCACAUUCAAGACAAGAAACUGCGAGUCAGCAGGGACGCCUGACCCUCGAGCCGUAGCACUGGGACCUCCCACUCACAGGGGCAUACACCUCUUCUGUUGGGAGCCUCUCAUCUUUACAAAACCGAGGGACUGCUCAAUAGAAAAAACAGCAGUUUGCUGAUGUGGGUAAAAUGUGAGGUGCAAAUUUUUCAAUUUAAAUUGAUCAGUCUCCCCUUUCAUCCCCAGCUCUUCAUCUAGGAACAGUUUCAUGACUUGGGGAAGAUGCCUCAUUUCAACAGCACAGAGGCUUUGAAAGCCAUCCACUUAAUUAUGUGCUUAAUUGAAUUGGAUUAAACCUUGACCUUGAUAUUGAGACGAUGGAGAUGCGAAGACGUUUAUAAGCAUGCUGAUUUGCAGUCAUGUCCGCAUACCAGAUAGGGAUAAUUGUAUGACACAUGUUUAAGUCUUUUUGUACUUUCUGUAUAUACUGCAUUUUUAUGAUAUUUUUAUCAAGAAUUUUGAGUCUGCAUCACUGCAGGUUGCACAAUGAUUAGUCUGAACAUACAGUGCCCUGCAAAAGUAUGGGAACAGUAUAGUGAAAUUAGUUACCUUUGCUAUAUAUUUCAGGCGUUUGGAUUUGAGAUCAAAAGAUGAGUAUGAGACAAAAGUACAGACAGUCAGCUUAUUUGCAUGCAUAAAUGUUUUACCAUUUAACAGAAACUUGUUUUUAACUGUUAUAUAAGUUAUAUAGUAUAUUGCAGAACUAACAAAUUUCUCUCUAGUGUUCACUUACAUUUGGAGGGCACUGUAGUUUAUGAACUUUUCGGCCAUUUGUCUUUCUUGGGUUUCAGAUUCCUUUGUGCAGUAUAUUUUCCUUGUACAUUUUUGAAAGACUCUGAAUCCCAAAAUAUCUGUUUGAGCACUUGUUGAGAAAUAUGGAUGAUUUUUUUUAUAGGUUAAAUAUAAAAUGACAACAAACAUGCAAAGCAAUUCGAAAAAAUUACUGGAAAUAUAAACAACGCCAUCAUGUCUAUACUUUUUGGAACCCUGUAAGACAGGAAAAAGUACAUGGUGAAGCAAUGUAUCCACCAUUUUAAAUCAGAUUGAAUGCCUUUGCAAAAAUGUAUUGUCUGGAGGGAAAUGAAAAUAAGAAAAUAGGAGUCAAUUAAAUGCACAUUUUAUAAUGUAGAAUUAGAAUUUUCAUACAGCAGACCCAGAGCUAUGUUCAGUCACCCAAUAAAGCCUCACAAAAAGUGAUUGACCAAUAAAGUCCAACAAAGAUAGCUCCGCCUUAACAGAUUCCUCAUGCUGCCAAAUCACACAGCUAACAAUAAGCAAUUUACAUUGAUGUUCUGAAAAGUUUAAUAUUUAAAAAUGACUAUAAAAUAUACACUCACCGGCCACUUAAUUAGGUACACCUUGCUAGUACCAGGUUGGUCUUCUGCUGCUGUAGCCCAUCUGCUUCAAGGUUUGACGUGGUUUUCGUUCAGAGAUGCUUUUCUGCAUACCUUGGUUGUAACGAGUGGUUAUUUGAGUUACUGUUGCCUUUCUAUCAGUCUUUUCUAACCAGUCUGGCCAUUCUCCUCUGACCUCUGCCAUCAACAAGGCAUUUUCGGCCAGAGAACUGCCGCUCACUGGAUAUUUUCUCUUUUUCGGACCAUUCUCUGUAAACCCUAGAGAUGGUUGUGUGUGAAAGUCCCAGUAGAUCAGCAGUUUCUGAAAUACUCAAACCAGCCCGUCUGGCACCAACAACCAUGCCACGUUCAAAGUCACUUAAAUCACCUCUCUUCCCCAUUCUGAUGCUUGGUUUGAACUUCAGCAGAUCGUCUUGUCCAUGUCUACAUGCCUAAAUGCAUUGAGUUGCUGCCACGUGAUUGGCUGAUUAGAUAUUUGCGUUAACGGGUGCAGUUUGCAGCUGAACAGUUGUACCUAAUGAAGUGGCCGGUGAGUGUAUAUAUAUAAAGGUAACCUUCCAUCAGCCUACUUUAGGAUGGAUCAAAUUUCCAUUGUGAUGCACGGUUAUAUUUUUUUAAUUUCCAAAUGUAAUGAUCAAAUGUAAUCAUUGGCUCCACUAACUGAUAAGCCAAACUAAAUCAAAAGCACAUACCUAUUGGAACCACAGAUGGUUGUAUUAGACAAUUCUCCAUGAUACUUUUUUCACAAGCACUUGUAGUAGAAAUCAUAAAAGAUUUCACCAAAGGAAUUUGACUCUUGGCUUGGCUGUAAAUUUUGUGUUUUCUCUGAAAACCGAACAGCUGUUAAACUUAAGAGCUUCCUUUCUACUCUUCUGACUAAAGAGGUGGAUCAUAGGCAGGCUUUAAGCCUCAUUUACUGGUUUCCUGCUGGCACCCCAAGGCCUUCUGUGUUCUGUGAUCAAACUCCAAUUAAAUAUUUGAAAGUUUCAUUAAGAGAUUUUCACACUUUUCACAUCCUUCUCAAAGUAAAUUUCACAGUUUAGCAUUAAUUCAUAAUUUAUAUAAUUACAGUUACUGCUAUGCUAUUUUUCCUGUAAGCAUGCUUAGAUGUUUUAAAGUUCAGAAAAUGGCUAACUCCAUGAUAUAUAAAAUAAUUUAUGCUUGUCAGAAAUCAGAUGUUAUCUUCCAGCCAAACUUAAGAUUCUCAGAUUUAUGUCUUUGAAUUUGUGCUUGAAUUGUUUGGUCACUACAUACUGUAUCUCAUACUGUAGCUCUAACUAACAUUUUAUAGCUGUGUUUCUUGUUUGCAGGUAUCCUAGUCAUCUGGGACUGGGAUACAAGUAAAUUCUAUGAAAGGUUUUAGCAUGCUGAAAACUGACUGACGGCUUAUAGGCACAUGAAAAGCAACUCAUAAGGACCUGCCACUCAAUGUGAUCUAUAAGGUGGUAAGCAAUAGACAGCUUCAGACAUGUAUAUACUAAAUUGCAAAGGAAUGGUAGCGAACAGCUGCUGAAAAACUGCAGUGUUAUAACUGCCGUGUGUGUUCCAGGUGGGAGACUGGAAUCUCCUACCUCCUCACACUGAAGAGGAUGUUAUCAUCUGUCACGUCUUCUUUAUUUUGUUUUCUUCCAUCUCAGUUUUAUGUAAUCUAUGAAUGGACUGUAACUCUUGCAGUGAAAAUGAAUGAUUUGAUAAUGUCAGGACCUGUGUUCUCACGUAUGUUCUUUGCUACAGGGAAUUCUAUACAAACCAAGCUUACGCAAGCCUGUUUACUCCCUGCCAUUGCCUGAUCAGAGAGAGAAAUUAUGGUUUUCUGAGAUUGUGAUUAAUGUUUUGAUGAUGACUGUGCAACAUCAUAUUUUUGUUGAUUUAAAUAAUGGUUUGAGGAUUUAAUUAUGAAGUGGUCUCCUUCCUUUAAUUUUAAGUUUUAUUUUAGCAUUUGGUAUUUCAAUUUUGGCUGAUGUUUUAUAAGGUACAGUACUGUAUUAAAACCAUGUGCAUGAAGAUAGGUUAGUGUUUUUAGUAUUGUGCUGAUAAUUUUAAUACUUCCUGAAUAUUUGUGUCAUAUUGACAAAAUACAUAAACCUAAUUGUAAAUGCAAUGCUUUUGUCUGGAUUUCAACUGUCGUGACCUGGGUUCCGUGACUGAUGCCAUGUUAUAGUUGAUGAGAAGCUUCCCCCAACUAACAAGAGAUUUACAGACACAGCCCAAAAUUUUACAGAUUGCACCUUUCCAGUUUGCAUUAUUUGCUACUCUAAUAAACUCAGAAUAUUCA